Molecule: messenger RNA, 641 nt
Organism: Sabethes cyaneus
Lineage: Eukaryota; Metazoa; Arthropoda; Insecta; Diptera; Culicidae
Product: protein lethal(2)essential for life-like
Exons: 1
Coding region: 90-641 (183 amino acids)
Biological process (GO): protein refolding; response to heat
Molecular function (GO): protein folding chaperone
Source: RefSeq, a predicted model, not a curated record
UGAGAAACGAAUUUGUGCUAGUUCAAGCAACGCGUGGCGAAACAAAUUUUAAACUUGAAAACAGUAUCGUGUAAAACCAGCAAAAAACAAUGUCGUUAGUUCCAGUUUUUCUGCGCGAAUGGUGUGACGAUAUUCGUGGUGCACCACCACGUCCGUCUCGUAUACUGGAGCGGUUUUUCGGCGAGGACAUAUUUCCCGACGAACUGCUCGUGGCAGUGGAUCACGUUCCGAAGCGGCGUGCACAGAAGCGACCGUGGCACCUGUCCGGUCUAGGCACCCCAGAGGACAACCACGCAAUCGUCAAGCAAACCAAGGAAGGAUUCCAGGUCAACGUUGACGUACAGCAGUUCACACCGGAGGAAAUCUCCGUGAAACUUGCGGAUAAUUUCAUCACCAUCGAAGGCAAACACGAGGAAAAACAGGACGGCAAAGGCUUUGUAUGGCGUCACUUUGUCCGCAAGUAUCAGCUGCCGGAGGGAUACGAUGCUGACCGUAUGGUGUCGUCGCUUUCAUCGGACGGAAUGUUGACGGUCAAGGCCCCGAAGUUGGCACUUCCCGCAGCGGAAGGGGAACGUACCAUUCCGAUAGUGCGCACCAAAGGCAAAGCGGCGAUCAAGGAUGACCACAAAAAUGGAAAAUAA